Molecule: messenger RNA, 2205 nt
Organism: Pseudo-nitzschia multistriata
Lineage: Eukaryota; Bacillariophyta; Bacillariophyceae; Bacillariales; Bacillariaceae
Source: the annotation of a GenBank genome assembly
CCCAUCAAAAGCCUUUCGAACUACAUUCAUUUCUGUUGACAGCAGCUCUAACUUGAAGAACCAAUAAAGGGUUGCAAAUAGCUUCGCAUUUUUCAUGAAAGGGAGAGCCCAUCAGUUGGUCUUGUCGUUUUUAAUAGGUAGGGGUCAACAUCAACACAAACUGCCUUAUCGCUUCGUCGAUUCUCUUGCUACAACUUCUGGACAAAGUACAAUCCAUAGUACUACUUGCAGCAUGUCGUACAGCGGAGGAAGGAGUGGUGGACGUGGGGGAGGAAGAGGCCGUGGUGGUGGUCGUGGAGAAUACUAUAAGAACAAAUACGGUGGCGGCGGCGGCAGAGGGCGAGGUGGCAGAGGGCGAGGUGGCGGUGGUAGGGGAGGGUCCGGUGGUGGAGAUCGCGGUCACCCUUUGCCCUCGGGGGGCGGUUCGUACGAUCACUUGCAAAGCCUUGUCCAGAGUCUUGAUGGAAAAUCCUAUCCCGCGUACCAUAGCCUGGACACUGAUCUCAAGCGUGGAUGGGUCGAUUUGGAACGGGGAUUCACCCUGUUCUGCGAACGAGCCCAGAGCGACCCCUUUGCGCCCCCGACCCGGUGCAGAAUUGUGGUGGACGCCUCGAAAGCGGCAUUUCCCCCGCAGUUGUAUUCCAACCGAAUAAAAGCCGUAGCCCUGGCCGACUUCCUGCUCCGCAAUCUCUAUAGCACCUGCAAGAGCUUGGGUGCGGAUGCCUCCAUGAGAGGCAGUGGCUGGAAAGGCCCCAAAGGUGGUGACAUCCAGGUUCUCGAGCCCUGCCAGCACGUAUUGGAACAAUCUGCUGUUCGGAUCGACCCCUCCACCGGAAACAUCGUCACUCAGAUUACCGUCAACCUGCCGGCGCGGGGACGGACCAUCCUGGGGCAUGCAGCGGAAACUAUUUUCGCAAACACCAUACCCACUAUGAUAGAACGCUGCUUGUGUUACGCCUCGCAUUCCGCCGAUCAGUUGAGACAACACGUAGAAACGGUGGAAGAUCAGGUUUGGCUGCGAGAGCAACUGGAAUCCCGCAACAUAGUCGCCUUUGUUCGAAACGGGGCCAUUCUGCCACGAAAAAGCGGUGCCGAUGAUCGCCCCAUGGCUAAGAGCGAGGCUGUCCCGUUUGAAUCGCCGUCACGAUUGACGAUUAAUUUCACUCUUCCAAACUCUGGCGUCACUGUAAAGGGAAUGGGGAUCCCGAAAGGCAUAACGCUCAUCUGUGGAGGAGGUUUCCAUGGGAAGUCCACUCUGCUCGAAACAUUGCAAUUGGGAAUAUAUCCAAAGAUUCCGGGAGAUGGUCGCGAGUUUUGUGUGACUUCGAUGUCGGCGGUCAAAAUCCGAGCAGAAGACGGGCGGAACAUUCGUUCUGUCGAUAUAAGCAAUUUCAUCAACAACUUACCAUUCGGGAAAAACACUACGUGCUUCUCCAGUGAGGACGCCAGCGGGAGUACUAGUCAAGCCACAAGCAUCGUCGAGGCACUCGAAUGUGAUGCGAAAGCUUUGCUGAUUGACGAAGAUACAUGUGCUACCAACUUUAUGAUUAGGGACGACAAAAUGAUGCAACUAGUUGCGGCCGAAAAAGAACCGAUUACACCGUUUGUUCGAACUGUUCGAUCCCUAUACGACGAUUGUCAAGUGUCGUCAAUUUUGGUGAUUGGAGGAACUGGGGACUAUUUUGAUGUGGCCGACAACGUUUUGGUGAUGGAUUCCUACAAGUGUUUUGAUGCGACCGAGAAAGCGAAGAUGAUUGUAGCAAACUCAAAAGAGGCAUCUGAAUUGCCACAUACAUCAUCACAAAGUGUUACCUUUCGACCAGUGGAGAGAACGCGACAUAUAAGUGGAAACGCCUUUGCUCCAAAUGGGAAAGUGAAAACAAAUUCUCAAGACUCCAUAUCCUAUGGAGAAACCGAACUCGAUCUAAAGUGUAUGGAACAGCUUGUCACAAAAGCACAAACAACGGCUCUUUCAGCUGCCUUGCAGCGCUUGCCCGAACUAUCGAAGGGGGAUCAAUCUUUCAAGAAAAUUCUGUACAAAUUAGAUAAACUGAUUGAUAACGAAGGUCUCGAUAUCUURGCUCCUGGCCAAUGCCAUGGAGGGAUGGCACGUCCCCGCCUUUAUGAGAUCGCAGGUGCUAUAAACCGUCUUAGACGGGAGAACAGUAUUACUCAAAAGUAAAUACUGAGCUUAAAUUCUAAGCU